ACUGAGCACAGGUAGCUGGCUGUUUGUAGUCGAAGCGUUUUUCUUGGAAUUCACCUGAAGCCUUUUUUGGUCAAACCUGGAGCCGUCCAAGGAUUUUCUCGACGGUAAAACACUUGGAGAGGUGAUUUUAUCAGAGGACAUGUAACUUUUUUUGUUUUUUUUAGCUAGAUGUAACGGUGUGGAACAGAAACACUCUUUUUUUUAUUAAUUUGCGCCAAAGUUGGUUUCAAAGAUAGUCGCUUUAUCCCACUUCAGUAGUAGUUAAACUUAUCUCGCAAAAUGUCGCCGAAAUGUCUAUUUCCUGCAGUUUUUUGGUGCGUAACAGGUAUUUUAGCUUCCUACGCCCAAGAAUGUGGCCGACCACCGCUACAGGAGAACAGGAUUGUGGGAGGGAUGGACGCCAUAGAUGGAGCUUGGCCCUGGCAGGUAGAUAUACAGAAAGACGCUGUUCACAUCUGUGGAGGCUCCAUCAUCACAGAGAACUGGGUCCUAUCAGCCGCGCAUUGUUUCCCCAAUCCGUCCGACGUGGGCUCUUACACGAUCUACGCUGGCCGGUACCAGCUGAAUGGCAUCAACAUGCAGCAGUCAGCGCAUCGUGUGAAUCAGGUGGUGGUUCCAUACGGUUACGUCGAACCUCACAGUGGGAAAGAUUUGGCAUUGGUGCAGCUAUCCACCCCAGUAACCUGGUCAGAUUAUGUCAGUCCCGUCUGCUUGCCCACCUCUGGCACACUGUUCCCGGGUGGCAUGCUGUGCUAUGUCACCGGCUGGGGGAACAUCCGGGAUGACGUCCCUCUGGCAGGAGUUGGGACUCUGCAGGAAGUGCAGGUGCCAAUCAUCUCCCUGAGUUCAUGUCAGGAGAUGUACCGGACAGACCCAGACAAUCAGGUGGACAUCCUGGAUGACAUGAUCUGCGCUGGAUACCAGCAGGGCGGCAAGGACUCCUGCCAGGGAGAUUCUGGAGGGCCCCUCGUCUGCAAGAUGGUAAAUGGGACCUGGGUGCAGGCUGGGGUGGUGAGUUUUGGAGUGGGCUGUGCUCAGCCAAACCAGCCAGGUGUGUAUGCCAAAAUGACCAGCUACUCAAGCUUCAUCAGCAGCAACAUACCAGAGAUCCAGCUGUACGGCCGAGCUAAUCAGAACUGGUGCGGGAGGACUGCCGUGUUGGUCAGCUGUCUGUCCGCUCUACUGAUCCUGCUUCAGAGAUUAGACUCUUGAUUUCUGGGAAUUUAAUGCAAACCAGGCCAAAUGAAGGAGCUUAACAGUGAUGUCUCAUUAAAUCAAAAGUUGUCCUAAAUAGUAAAACGAGAAAACUGUACCUGACAUGCACAUGAAGCCAUAAUGAACAUGAAAUGUAAUAUAAUCUUAGUUUUUAGAACUAUAACUCUGUAUUAUGAUCUUUGAUUCAAAGCAGUUUUGAUAGGUUUUUGUAUAUUAAAUCAAAAUUAUGAUCUAAAUUAAUUAUGUGUUCUGUAUUUGAAAUAAAUUGUUAAUUUGAUUCUUAAAA
This is a messenger RNA of Dicentrarchus labrax (European seabass), 1501 nucleotides long. RefSeq lists its product as uncharacterized. Gene Ontology annotation, biological process: proteolysis. The record is from RefSeq and is a predicted model, not a curated record. The transcript has 6 exons. The coding region runs from base 280 to 1212 and encodes 310 amino acids. NCBI's taxonomy places the organism in Eukaryota, Metazoa, Chordata, Actinopteri, Moronidae. Gene Ontology annotation, molecular function: serine-type endopeptidase activity.